CCACCAUCACGUUAACCUCAAUGAAAACACAUCACCUCUAGCUAAAGGGCUAGUUUACACCUCUCCGCCGCAAAAACAGCUGACAGCACGACACCCGCAGCAGGUUGCUUCGACUAGUGCAUGAACUGGGAUGUCUGCAGCCGACUGGUACGCUCACAAAUCGCUCGGAGACGGACUAUUCUGGAUCCAGGAGCGAUUCUACCAGUCAGACAACCGGGCCAACAUCUGGCUGCUCCGGGGCUCGCACCAGGACGUGGUGAUAGACACUGGUCUGGGCUUGAGGAGCUUACCUGAAUACAUCGACGGCAAGGGGCUGCUGGGCAAAGAUCCGCAGAGGAAGAACCCGCUGCUGGCCAUCGCCACCCACGCCCACUUCGACCACUCGGGCGGUCUGCAUCAGUUCCAACAGGUGGGCGUCCACAGCGCCGAGGUCGAUGCUUUGGCCAACGGGGACAACUUCGAGACGGUCACCUGGCUCAGCGACCGGGAGAUAGUCGAGGCUCCCAGUCCAGGAUGGAGGGCAAGGCACUACAAAGUCAAGGCUGUGCAGCCCACGCACAUACUGCAGGAAGGUGAUGUCAUCAACCUGGGUGACAGACAGCUGACGGUGCUCCACAUGCCCGGUCACUCUCGCGGCAGCAUCUGCCUCCAUGACCAUGACAAUAAGUUGCUUUUCAGUGGAGAUGUAGUGUAUGAUGGCUCCAUGAUUGACUGGCUGCCCUAUAGCCACGUCAGUGACUACAUCAGCAGCUGUGAACGCCUGGUGGGGCUGGUGGACAGCGAACAGGUUGACCAAGUCCUCCCAGGACACUACAACACAUUUGGUGCGAAGCGGCUUCAUCGGAUUGCAUCCUCAUAUAUCAGCAGAGCUGGAACAUGCCCUGCAAAGUUCUCCACAUUUGCCUGGAGUACUCUGGCUGGGGUGGCUCUGCGGGCAUGUAAUCCACGGAGCGCCUGCUAAUGAGAGGGGAUCAUGGAGUUGGAGGAAGCACAAGUGCACAAAGAAAAUGUUUAAACAUGGAGGACAUGAAAGAGGAUGAAGAGAGGAGAGGAGGGGAGACGCCCCUCAUUUAUCUGUAACUUGAUGUAACAUUGUUCAUUUACUUAUGUAAUCCAACAAAAAUCAUAUAAUUGCCAAACUUUGUGUAAAAUUCCCCUAUUGGGUUACAUAAGUCAAUAAUCAGCAUCAUAUGAAGCAUAUAAUAUAAAGUAUUUAUUAUUGUGAUUCUGUUCUAUACUGAUCAAUAUGUAUUUGUUGGGUUGAAUGAUUAUAUGUAUGUUUUUUUAUACUUUAAGCAGUUGUUACAAUAGCACAACAAUGGUACAACUCUGCACCGCAGACAGAAAGCAGGGACCUUUAGGUUCUCCUGAGACAUUUGAAUCAGUCAAUAUGGCCAUGGUAUUUCUCUAUGCAUUUUACAAUGCUCAGUGAAGACUUAGUGUCGACUACCUCCAAUGUUUGUAACAGUGCUUUGUACUAUUGACAAAUCUGAGGCUUUGCUAUCAAACAUUGACAAUAAAGCAUCUGAUCUA
Molecule: messenger RNA, 1533 nt
Organism: Morone saxatilis (striped sea-bass)
Lineage: Eukaryota; Metazoa; Chordata; Actinopteri; Moronidae
Gene: mblac2
Product: metallo-beta-lactamase domain containing 2
Exons: 3
Coding region: 131-961 (276 amino acids)
Source: RefSeq, a predicted model, not a curated record